Molecule: messenger RNA, 758 nt
Organism: Closterium sp. NIES-67
Lineage: Eukaryota; Viridiplantae; Streptophyta; Zygnematophyceae; Desmidiales; Closteriaceae
Source: the annotation of a GenBank genome assembly
ACCAGCGAGGGGGCGUGCCCGUGUUGCCUCGAUCAAGCCACUCAUCAGUGAGGGCCUUGAAACAUGUGGUGGUGGCAUGGGUGGUUUGGAGGCAGCGCUUACCCUUGUUGGGGCCGUUGCGGAUGAGAUACUGACACGGGGAGAAGCCGCCGGUGCUGUUGGAACCACUGCUACCCCCGCGUCCUCCACUGCGCCCCCCGCCACGUCCACCACCCGAUCGUCCCGCCGAAGCGGAGUCGGGUGGGAAGCUGGCGUGGACCUCAUUGAACGCCACGCGACGGGCCUCAUACAUGGGUGUGAGGCCGUCGAGGAGGCGGCAAACGAUGAGGGAGUCGGGAAGGGGAGAGCGACGAUCGGCAAGGCGUUUGGCAGUGGUGAGGAGGCGGCGCGUGAAGGAGAGGGCGUUGGGGCAGGAGUCAAGGUUGAUGUCGAGGAAGGCGCGGUGGAGCGCUAGGAGAGAGUUGGUGUCCUGGAGGUCAUAGGUGGCACAUAGCUCUUUCCAGAACUCGGGAGCGGAGGAGGGGGUAAUUUCGCGUUUGAGGGAGGAAGGAACGCAUGCAGACAGGAUAGCGAGACAUUUGCGGUUGGCAACGUUCCAGGCAGAGUGGCGACGACGGUACUCACGAAAGUCGUCAGCAUACUUAGCCGUGGCGUCCUUGUGCUGUUGGAGGAGUGUGUUGGCGGCGUCGUGCGCAGCUUGCUCUGCGUCAUACGCGUGAUGGAGGAGAGUGUACUCCGCAAAGUCCUUGUCAUAUUGG